Betta splendens (Siamese fighting fish) is the source of this 2841-nucleotide messenger RNA. It is a transcript of the gene prss59, whose product is annotated as serine protease 16. The transcript has 9 exons. The coding region runs from base 37 to 1506 and encodes 489 amino acids. Gene Ontology annotation, molecular function: dipeptidyl-peptidase activity; serine-type exopeptidase activity. Gene Ontology annotation, biological process: proteolysis. The record is from RefSeq and is a predicted model, not a curated record. Lineage: Eukaryota; Metazoa; Chordata; Actinopteri; Anabantiformes; Osphronemidae.
AUAUGACCCUCUGGCUGUUUCCUUGUUUGUAACAUCAUGGCUUUUCAGCUCUGUGGGUUCAAAUUCGCUUCGUUACUCCUGUUGUGUCUCUUUGCUUUUGGAGAGGGGAGAUACAAGAGUUUUGUAAGGUUUAAUAAGGUGCAAAAUACCAACCGGAAAGUUGUGUUUGAGGAGCAGUGGUUCAUUCAGAGACUGGACCACUUCAAUGGUGAAGACAGCAGAGUGUGGAAGCAGAGGUACUUUGUAAAUGAGGCCUUCUACAAACCAGGGGGUCCAGUAUUUCUCAUGAUAGGUGGAGAGGGUCCAGCAAACCCAGGAUGGAUGCAGGAAGGCUCCUGGAUCACCUACGCAGAGAAACUGGGGGCGCUUUGCCUAAUGCUGGAGCAUCGCUUCUACGGAAAGAGUCACCCGACAGAUGACCUCAGCACAGACAAUCUGCGUUACCUCAGCAGUCGUCAGGCGUUGGCUGACUUGGCUCACUUUCGCACUGUGAUUGCCGAGAAUCGAGGCCUGACCAACAGGAAGUGGGUGGCGUUCGGGGGGUCGUACCCGGGCUCUCUCGCCGCUUGGUUCAGGCUGAAAUACCCUCACCUUGUCCACGCUGCUGCGGCUACAAGUGCACCUGUUUACGCCAAGGUCAACUUCCCAGAGUAUUUAGAGGUUGUGUGGCGUUCGCUGGCCUCAGAGAAUCCAGAGUGCCCCCUACUGGUGAAGAAGGCUGCAGACAUCCUUGCAGAACGGCUGAACGACCCCAAGACCUACGACAACAUCACUAAAGACUUCAACUUGUGUUCCAAACUGCAGAUCCAGACGCAAACUGACUCAGCCUAUUUCCUGGAAACACUUGCUGGCAAUUUCAUGGAUGUGGUCCAGUACAAUGAAGACAACAGGGGAUUUGAGGGUGCGAUAGGCACCAACAUCACCAUCAAAGUGCUGUGCGACGUGAUGGCUGACGCCUCGCUGGGGGACCCGUAUUACCGCUACGCUGCUGUGGCCAAGCUCAUGAUGGAGACCUUCUCCAUCAAAUGCCUGGAGGCGGGCUUCAGUGCGUACGUCAGGGACAUGACUAACACGUCGUGGAAGGGCCCAGCAGCUGGAGGAGGGCGACAGUGGGUCUAUCAGACCUGCACGGAGUUUGGAUUCUACCAGAGCACAGAUUCACCCAACCAACCCUUCACAGGCUUCCCUCUUCCAUAUCAUGUACAACAGUGUGCAGACUUCUACAAUAUCAGCGCUGAGGAACUAGACCAGACUGUGGCUGAGACCAAUGAGUAUUAUGGCGGCUACAACAUCCGCUCCUCAAGAAUAGUUUUCCCAAACGGAUCCAUUGACCCGUGGCACGCCUUAGGAAUCACCCGGGACAUCACAUCUGACCUCCCAGCCGUUUUCAUCAAAGGAACAGCCCACUGCGCCAACAUGUACCCAGCUCGAAGUGAGGACCUGCCCCAGCUGACUAUGGCCCGUGACCACAUCUUCUUGCUCCUUCAGCAGUGGUUGAAGGAGUGAAGCCAGUCAGUGAAUUUCAAAACGAAAUUACUGAUUUUCAAGAUCAUUUAAAUACUGCCACAGAACACAGAUCAGUAUGUGUGAUCAGGUGGAGCCAAAGCAUUUUUUAAAGGAAUUUGUGUUGAUUUUUCUGUGCAGAUUAAUCUAAUGAAACUAAAUGCUUGUUAACUUUAUUACAUUUUCUUCUGUAUAAGAAACUGGGUAGAUUAAAAAUGACAUGAAUUAUUUUUAAAGCAAAGUAUAUUUGGUAACUGAUGAGAAACAUGACAUUCAGUGACCCUGUAAUAAAUCAGGUUUGAACCAGUAACAUGGAACUAAAGAAGAGGUGAAAAAACAAGUUCAGUCUUGAUUUGUGAUAAGCCUGUACUUGAAUAGUUGUCUUGGCUUCUCAGCCUGAGCGGAACAACAACUCUUCAGAAAUGUUUAACGAAACCACCAUUUCUUUACACCAAACCCGCCUGAAAUUGUGUUUUGAAUGCGGAUGGCAAGAAUCUCUUGCAAUGAUGAAGAUGAAUUGAGGUUAAUGCAGCGUCUGCAACAGAAAAACAAGUUGCCUCGCACAGCAUGGUUACAGCACACAGCUGUGUUCGAAACACACGCUCGACCUUCCUCUGUCUAUGCUGUUCAAAAUAGCCCUAUCUCUGCAGCCCAGCUGGUCACGUCCCAACACAUUUUAAGCACAAAACACACAGAUGAGAGCAAAAUGAGCAACAUCUGCACGGAAUGCAGUCCUGCCAUUGUUGUUCCAUUCCCUGACACUGUAUCCUUAUAUCCUCCAACUCGAUAAGAGUAGGUUUAGCCUGUUUAUGCAGGAGAGUAACACAAAACACAGACAACACAACAUCCAACAUAAGAUGUGUUUUAAGAUUGUAAAUACAGUAUUUACUUGCAAGUCUUUAUCUUUAUCUCUAUCUUGUUCGUCCCGAAGAUGAAACAUUCGUAACGACAGCAGACAAUCCAGCCUUAAACAUUUAAGAUGGGUUCAAUAAUAACUGCAUGUACACUUACAUUUAAUUCAUGGUAACUCAAUGCCUCAAAUACUCAAUUUGAGUAAAAGGGGCUUCCUCCUAAUCCUCUCUUGGCAACAGCAAGGAUGUAAGUGAGUCUCUGCGACUUCUCAGGUGUGUGUUUGUGUGUCGCCACCCAACUGUGAUCCCAGUGAAGUCAGAUGUGAGCAGGCUCAAAACAUAGAAAUGCUCCUUUGCUUUUAUCACUCAGUUGUUUUAAUUCAAUUACAAGCUCAGGACGAGACAAUGCUGAUCUUUUCUAUGACAUCAAAAUAUUCUGCAUGUUACAAUCCCUUUUAUAAAUAAAACUGAAGCAACACAAGGUGAA